Messenger RNA from Plasmodium vivax (malaria parasite P. vivax), 2691 nucleotides. RefSeq lists its product as hypothetical. Gene Ontology annotation, molecular function: nucleobase-containing compound kinase activity; ATP binding. Gene Ontology annotation, biological process: nucleobase-containing compound metabolic process. Bases 1 to 2691 code for a protein of 896 amino acids. Lineage: Eukaryota; Apicomplexa; Aconoidasida; Haemosporida; Plasmodiidae. The transcript has a single exon. The record is from RefSeq and is a predicted model, not a curated record.
AUGAGAGUGUUCAUCCACAACGUAAACACGUACACAGGGAGCUGCCUGUGCGAAACGCUGGGCGAGGUGGGGAGCGAACAGACGGAGAUCUACGGGACGGUGGUGGAGCCGAGCAAAAGAAAAAACGGCCUCAAAUAUGGCUACGGGAGGGUUACAAAAGUGGUGUCAAAAAUCCCAAAGGACAACAUCGUGAAGCAGUUGCUGCGGUGCGAUUUGAUCAUCUUCACUUUGCACAACACCGAUGUGGAGGAACUAGAAUACAUCAUACGGAAGCUCAAAUAUGAGAGGCUGAAGAGGGACACCACCUUGGUGCUCAUCUCCUCCAUCAUGACUUGGAACAAGACCAAGCGGCGCUUUUCCCACCAGGGGGGGGCUGCCAACAGUGCAACAGGAGAAGCAAAGGGGCAGACCAACUCAACGGAAGAAGAAGAAGAACCCCCUUCUAGUGGAACCACGAAACACAUUAACGUGCCGGAAGUUUUCACCGAAAAGGACUAUAUGAAGAGGAUCCCCUCUAGACAGUACGAGCAGCACAAAAGCAUUGAGACCCUAAUUUUGUCCCUCAACUCCAGGGACAAACUAAACACCUAUGUAGUCGCAUCUGGCAUUCUCUAUGGGAAUGGAGAAAGUGUGUUUUUUCCUAUUUUUAAAAAUGCCUGGCUAAGUUUGGACAGUCAAAUAAUUGACAGGGGGAAUAAUUUCAUUCCCCUCAUUCAUGUGAGGGGACUGUGCCAAUUUGUGAAGGAGCUGUAUAUGAGGCAGCCCGAGAGGAAGUACCUCAUUGCUGUGGACAACGAGCACAUAACGCAGAAGACGCUGGUGAAAACGGUCGGCAACUUCGUCUCUGGGAACAACACCUACGUUAGCGUCUCUCCGCACGACUCCUUCCUCUUUGACGACGCGGAGGUGAUGUGCGUCAACCUGCGCUUCGCCUGCUCGCAGCUGGGGGGGGGAGGCCAAGCCGACCAAAAGGGAGGAGAUGGCCAAAAGGGAGAAGCUGAUCAAGCUGACGAGGAUGACCAAAGCGAAGAAGGUGAUCAAGCUGACGAAGAUGACGAAGAUGGCGAAGAUGCGGACGACCCAGAUGCGGCCGACGCGGCCAACCUGGAUGACCACGCUCCCCCCAAGAAGAAGCGAGCCAACCAGGGGGGGCACUCAGACGGACGGGGAUUCACCUUCCACUGCUGCGAAGGGUUCACCAAAAACAUUGGCACCCUCGCCAGGGAGUUCUGCCAGUACAGAAGCCUGAAGCAGCUGAGGGUCCUCAUCCUGGGCCAGCCAGGAGUAGGCAAAACGUUCAUCGCCAAGAAGAUAUGCCAGCACUAUAACUUGACGCUCUGUUCGAUCUCCUCCAUCCUUGAGGAGUGCAAGCAGAGGGGGGAUGACUUCCCCGAGUACUACAAGCAGGGUUUAAGCGAGCUGAAUGAUGAGCAAGAAAAAAAAAAAAAAAACGUAAAGGGGAACGCAAUGGGAAAGGCAAAGGGAAACGCAGUGGGAACCGCCUUGGGACCCGCCUCGCGCACCGCCAAGCUGACGCUCCCAGACCUGACGGCCCUCUUCUACCAAAAGCUGCAGAGCAAUGAGUGCAAAUUCAGGGGCUUCGUUCUGGACUUCUUCCCGCGAAAUUACGACGAGGCGGAGUACUUCUUCGAGCGGCACGCGGGGGGCGGCGCACCGGAGGGGAGCGGCGAGCCGGGGGAAGCGGAAGCGGAAGCGGUCAAAGGAGACGAAGCGGACGAAGCAGACGAAGUGGUCGAAGCGGACGAAUCUAACGAAGCGGACGAAGCGGACGAAGCGGACGAAUCUGACGAAGAUGAGCUGCCCGGGACCCCCCGCAGCGACCCCGACCAAGAGGCAACCCCCCAAGCGGGAAACACCGCGUCUAAGAAGCAACCCGGCUCAGCGGGAGCCACUCCAAAUGGGGACUCAAACGAAACCCCCGAAGAGGCAGAUAAAGUGUCCCUCUUGCCCGAGUUUGUCAUCGUGUUGAAAUCCCCUGAAGAGCUGUGCAGAAGCCGAAUGAUGAAUCUGGCAGAGGAGGAAAUAAUCAAAGGACACAACGACGAAAGUGGGUUCGAAAGAAGGCACAAAAAGUAUAUCAAAGAGAACUGUAGAAAUGACUACUUUGAGUUUGACCAGAAGAAGUCCAUCGAGGAUUUCUUCCUCGAAAGAGAGGUGGACGUACUCCAUGUGCACAUAAACGAAGACUCCUCAUUGGAGGAUAUCCUCACAAACAUACACAUCUACAUCGAGAAGAAUGUCAAAUUUGAUAACUUCCUUCCAUCCUCUGAGGAGAUGCUAAAGGACAAACUGCAGCAACAGGAGAAGGAGCUUUCCCUCGAAAAGGAAAAACUCGCAACCAAGGAGAGGCAACUCAUUGGGGAAGAGACCAUUCAAAAUGAUGAGUUAAUAAAAGCAGAGAAAAAGAGACAGGAACUUCUCCUACAACAUCAACAGCAGUACUUUCAUAACCAGUCCAUCCCUCUGAGGUUUUACCUCAUUAAGAACAUCCUGCCCAUUUUAACAGACGCGCUGAUACACAUUUGCCGUACCAAGCCCAAGAACCCCUGUCUGCACAUCGCCCAGUAUUUGCUGGAAAACGCCCACAAGUACAACGUCGAGGAGGCUGCACUGGACGCGCUCCGCUCGGGGGAGUCUGCGGCCGAGGGCGCGGCCACCCACCGGGGUUGA